Molecule: messenger RNA, 2091 nt
Organism: Puma concolor (puma)
Lineage: Eukaryota; Metazoa; Chordata; Mammalia; Carnivora; Felidae
Source: RefSeq, a predicted model, not a curated record
AUGGUAUCACUCUGCAACGAGAUGGUGGAAAACCCACCGUUGCAGAAUCCAGCCCUGCACUUCCACCCUCUGCUGGCAGGGGGCGGGGCAGGCCCCAGCCUGGAGCUUGCACACAUCGCCACCCCGUGGCGUGUCCUGGGGAGCCGGAUGGCAAGGGUGCAGCAGAAUGGGGCUGACGGUGAGGAGGGCCUACCACCCUCCGUCUGCUCCGCGGAGCCCGGCGGUCUGGGGAGGGAGCGGGGCGCACCCCACCCCCAUACUGUUCCGAGCUGUGGGACAGGGCCUCUGGCUUCAGAGAGCCACUACAUUUCGUUUCUCGUGCGGGACUCGGCUCCCGGCAUGAGGGCUGGCCCGCAAGGCCCUCCUGGUGGACGACCCUUUGUGGCCGCUGUGGCACGCUUCCACAAAUGCAGCGACUUAAAGCGACUCUGGAGAUCAGACUUGUACAAAAAUAGCCACUGGGGACUCCGUGCCCGUGGCCAGGUCGGGGGAGUGAAUGACCGAGAUAUCCGCACCAGUAAUCCAGGCUCACAGACCAACGUGCGGGGGAGCGCCAGCGGGAAGGGCGCAGGCCGUGACCGAGAAGGCUGCUACAGGGACCGGUCCCACCGCUGGGAGUCAGACCCCAGUCCUCAUGCUCCCCGGGAUAGCCCCCACCCCAACCUGACCGGCCAGAGAAGGACGACACCACACCCACAUGGCGGGCAGUGGGGGACCCAGGAUGUCGCCCGCGAGACGCGCGCCCUAGGGGCAGCUCCUCCGCCCGCCGUCAGGAUGAUGUGCGGGGCGCCCUCCGCCACGCAGCCCGCCACGGCCGAGACCCAGGCCAUCGCCGACCAGGCAGGUGGUAGGAGGGUGGGCCGAGCGGGCCGGUCGGGGCCAGAGCGGGCGGAAGCACCCGAACGGCUCCUUCGGCGCGGCGCCCCUCCCCUGCCGCCAGCCCGCUGCCCCCCGGCCGCCCCGGGCCUCGCUCGGGUGGCUCCACCGCCCGACCGCAGUGCAGGUGGUUUCACUCAUGACGAGCUGCUGAAGGUUUGGAAAGGACUGUUUUACUGCAUGUGGAUGCAGGACAAGGCCCUCCUCCAGGAGGAACUAGGGAGGACCAUUUCCCAGCUCAUCCAUGCUUUUCAGACCACAGAGGCACAGCACCUGUUCCUUCAAACAUUCUGGCAAACCAUGAACCGCGAGUGGACGGGCAUUGACAGACUGCGCCUGGAUAAGUUCUACAUGCUCAUGCGGAUGGUCCUGAACGAGUCCUUGAAGGCCCUGAAGAUGCAGGGGUGGGAAGAAAGGCAGGCGGAACGGCUGCUGGAGCUGCUGACGACAGAGAUCCUGCACCCUGACAGCCAGGCCCCCAGCGGGGUCAAGAGCCACUUCCUUGAGAUCUUCCUGGAGGAGCUGAGCAAAGUGGGCGCCGCGGAGCUGACGGCGGACCAGAACCUCAAGUUCAUCGAGCCCUUCUGCACGAUCGCCGCUCAGACUAAGGACUCCCUGGUCUUGCAUAACAUCACUCGGGGCGUCUUUGAAACGAUUGUGGAGCAGGCCCCGUUUGCCAUCGAGGACCUUAUGAAUGAGUUGGAGGCACCAGAGGAGGAGGAGGGGACGUCGGAGGACGAGCGGGAGGAGGACGUGCCGUCCAAGGAGCCACGGAGAGGCUCUCUCCAUGGGGCCGCACCUGACACGAGCGAGGAGCCAGCAGGAGAUGGCGAGGACAGCAUGGGCCCCGUCCUCCAGGUGGGGCUCUUCCCUGAGGAUGACGUUCCGGAAAAAGCCUGCAGGAACCUGCAGGAAGACAGGCGAGAGAGGAAGACGAAGAAGCGUUUGCCCAAAUCUGCGUUACAGAACAAGGCAGGGAAAGGCGGCGAGGAGGACUCGUGUCCAGACCUGAGCUCCGGAGCUGAGAGGAUGGCGAGGCGGCAGGGCUCGGGGGCUGAGCGCACCGGGCCCCAGGAGCAGCCCGGGGGCCCUGCUGGGAGAGGGGCUCGGAAGAGGCGGCGGCGGCGGCGGCCUCGGGUGGGGGCCAGAGCGAAGGUGACCGAUUGCCAGGACCUGCGGAUGAGGAGGCGGCGGCCGCCACGGAGCGGGAAGUGA